Messenger RNA from Centropristis striata (black sea bass), 3320 nucleotides. RefSeq names its product transmembrane channel like 5 (gene tmc5). Gene Ontology annotation, cellular component: plasma membrane. The transcript is spliced from 21 exons. Lineage: Eukaryota; Metazoa; Chordata; Actinopteri; Perciformes; Serranidae. The record is from RefSeq and is a predicted model, not a curated record. The coding region runs from base 237 to 3065 and encodes 942 amino acids. Gene Ontology annotation, molecular function: mechanosensitive monoatomic ion channel activity.
CUGAUUCACAGGUCAUUCUUCAGGCUUCUGGGAUAAAGAGUACAAGACUUUUUUCUCCAACUCUACAGACUUUUUCUGGACUUUCUUCUGUAUAUUCUCUCACCAUCACAACACUUUUACCAGUGUAUUACUGGAAGUGGACUACACAAACAUAUAAAGGAGUGACUGCGACAGGGUGAGCUGAAGGAUCGUCGUUGUCUCCAAAGAAGAGCAGAAGGAUCGAUUUGAAGAAUCUCAUGACAAGUUACAGCAACGGAGGAUUUUUCAACCCUGCCUACCAUGACAGCGAGACUCUGGAGAUUGAUAGAAGAUUUUCCAGCAAAGCCAACCACACUAACCCCUACGCCAGGAGUGAGAGGGCAGACGGGCAUUACUCUCACAGUCAGACCGGCAGCGAUGAUGCUGCAGGGAGAGUGCCCUGGGGGGGCUGGCAGGAGGAGAGCUGGAGGGGGAGGGAGAGUAUCCCCAUGGGCCUCAUCUCCACACGCCCCGGGAGUCCUUCAUGGCAGCAUGACGCCAAUCACAGUACGUUCCAGAUCCCGCCUGAUUCUCAAUAUGAUCGAGCCCAUUCUGUUCGCCUUCCUUCUGUGAUGUCAGGUAACAUGACGAUGAGAUGGAGGGGAAUGACGAUGAGAAGGAUGAGCAUGUUUCCUAACGAUGAUCCUGUCCAAUCAGCCUUCACAGAGGACGCCAUCAGGAACGAAAUGGAGAAUGAGGAACAGAACCUGGUUAAGGAGCUGGUUGCCCUGUCAACACGGGACCGAAUUCGGGCCAUUCGGGACCUUCCAAUGAGCUUUGAAGAGAAGAAACAUAUCAGGAGCCAAGUGCUGGCAUUCAAGUCUUCCAAGAAAUCUCGCCAGUUCACAUGUUUUGCAGAUUUCUCAGAGAAUAUGUCACUGUCUUUCCGCAGGUGUGGCUACAGUCUGAGGUCAGCCAGGCAGACCCUGGAGCUGUGGCAAGGCAUCAUGAAAGAGAUCGGGGGCAGGUUUGGGACUGGUGUCCUCACUUAUUUCCUGUUCCUCAAGUGGCUGCUCAUGUUCAACAUUUUCUCCUUCCUGGUCAACUUUGGCUUCAUCACCAUCCCGCUGCUUGUUUAUGACCACUCCCCCAACAUACCCCAGAAUGUGAGCUUCAGAGGACUGGAGCUACUGACUGGAGCUGGUUACUUCAAAUACACCGUCAUGUACUACGGUGGCUACAGCAAUGGAACCCUUGAGGGUCUGGUGGAUUACAACAUGCAGUUGGCCUAUUUCUUUACCAUUGCAGUCUACAUGGUUCUGUGUGCAAUUGCACUUAUCUUCAGCAUGGCCAGCUCAUUCAGGAAAAACUAUGUACUAGCAGACGCAUCUUCCAACAGUGCGUGGCAGCUUCUGUGCAGCUGGGAUUUUAGUAUUACUAAUGAGAGAGCAGUGAAACAGCGCAAGAACAAUCUACGAGUCCAGCUCAAGGAGUCUUUGUCAGAGAAGGCCCAGAGGGAGCUGCUAACCCUCUCUGAAAAGCUCAAGCACUUUGGGGUUCAUCUGGGUUCCUGGCUCCUCUCCACUAGCUUGGCUGUUGGCUGUGCAACUAGCGUCUAUUAUCUCUGCCAGUAUGAACAGAAGCGGUCAACAGAUGCAGCCCACUGGUCUCUGCUCCAGGAGGCAGAGACUCUCCUGGUUCCCUUCGUGGUGUCUCUGAUGAACCUGGUCGUCCCGCUCUUCUUCUCCCUCUUCAACAAGUUUGAGCACUACUCCAGCCAGCGCAAACAGAUCUACGCUCUGGUAGUCAGAAACGUGUUACUCAAGCUGUCCAUUCUGGCUGUCUUGUGUUACUACUGGAUGAAUGUGGUGGCAAACAAGUUUUCGUGUUGGGAGUCCAUGGUGGGACAGGCUUUGUAUCGUCUGGUCAUUGUUGAUUUCCUUUUUCUGUUGCUGGGAUCCUUCUUUGGAGAGUUUCUAAGCAAUGUGAUUGGGACGAGAUUACUGCCACGCCUGGGGGUUCCAGAGUUUGACGUAGCCAGAAAUGUUCUUGAAAUCAUCUAUGCCCAGACUCUGGCCUGGAUUGGAAUCUACUUCUCUCCUCUGCUACCGGCCAUCCAGAUCCUCAAAUUUUUCAUCUUGUUUUACAUAAAGAAGGUCAGCCUGACCCAGAACUGCCAGCCUCCACGGCGGUCAGGCAGAGCAGCUCAGAUGCAAACAAUCUUCAUCGCCCUCCUCUUCUUCCCCUGCUUUGUGGGAGCCCUGUCCAUGGUUGCAUACACUGCCUGGAGACUGACUCCCUCAGAGGAGUGUGGGCCUUUUCGAGGACUCAACAACACCUUCAGCGUGGUUGAAGUGUGGAUGGAUAGUCUGGAAACAAUCUCUACUUCUGACUGGGCUGUGUGGAUCUACCAAAAUGUCAUCCGAAGUGAAAUCUUCUACUUUUUUAUCUCACUAAUCAUCCUCGUGACUAUAUACAUCUUCUGGCAAAUCACUCAGGGCCGCAAGCGGCUUAUUGGUCUACUGAGACAGCAGAUUGUUAAUGAAGGGAAAGACAAGUCCUUUUUGUUAGAGAAACUCCAGAACCUGCAGAAGUCUCAGCCUGAUAAGAAAUCCAAACAGAAGAAACAAAAAAAGCACACCAGACGGCGUUCAGACGACCCCUCGGGCGGUCACUCCAACUCAAACGCCGUGGUUCAGGCGUUACUCGCCCGCCAGCAGCUUGAAAAGGACGAAGAGAGAAGCGGUGCUGGUGGAGUGCCCGUUCCUUCCGACAUCUCCACCCCGAGCGCUCUGAUCCAGGCCAUGCAGGCCCGGCAGAGGGCCGAGGCUCAAGAGAGGGAUGAAUACUACAGCAGUGGAUUUUCUGAGCGCUCUAUCAGCACAUCCAGCGCCGUCACACAGGUGAUGCAAGCCAGACACGGAGCAGAUGAUGCACAUGACUCACCAUCUUCUGUGUCAAGUGUUAUGAUGCAGGUUAUGCAAGCCAGACAGAGAGCAGAGGAGGAGGACAGGCAUCAGAACCAAGCUCCUGCAGGCUCCAGCGCUCUCAUACAGGCCAUGUUGGCACGGCAACAGGCCCAGAAUGAGUAUGAUGAUGGUUACUAAGUGUUUGUCAGAUUAUAAAUUCUGUUGUCACCCAUAGAUGAAUCUGUAUGAGCUAGGGCUGGGCGAUAUGGACCAAAAGUUAUAUCCUGAUAUAUUUAGGCUCAAUAUUGAUACAUGAUAUAUAUCCUGAUAUUUUUAUCACAAAGUGAGAGCAAAUGUUCAGUCAAAGCCAAAUAUGACAUAUAAGUAGUUUUAUUGAAACCGUUUAUUUAAGUGAACAUUAAUACUGGGUAACACUUUACAAUAACCAUCAUU